CUUGGCCGUGUUACUGACGGAUAGAAGCUUCUUCACCACGGAAAAAAAAAAAAAACCAAUUCCCAAAUCCUCAUCAUCAAAUUCCUCUGUUUGGAAAUCAAAGACUUAACCCCUUCUUCACCCAUUUCAUGAAAACCAAACACACCAACAAAUCCAUUACCUUUUUCUGUCUAUCUCUCUCUCUCGGAUCUUUCUGAGGUUUCACUUCUGUUUUGUUCAGAUUGUGUUUAAGUUCAAAGUUUGAGACUUUUUUGUUGGAACCGGAAACCCUGUUGUUUGUGUUGGACAAAGAUGUCUCCUGAAUUGACAACACAUGUUCGACUGGUUCGAUGUCCGGAAUGCCGGCAGCUUCUUGCGGAGUUGCCCCAAACUCCGGUCUACAAGUGUGGCGGAUGUGGCGUCACUCUCCAAGCGAAAAGUCGAAUAAAUGGACCGAGGAGCAAGAGCGCUAGCGUAAAUGACACUGAGGCAGCUCAGAGGAUUGGUUUCGAUCACGCUUCUGAAGAUGGAAAAUCCAGAAGCUCAGGUCGUAAUGCAGCUCUUCUCGAAUCCGGAGAAUGCUCUUCAGACCAAGACAAUGAGUGGGAUCAGAUUAUGUCUUCCGAAGGCAAUGAGUCUGGAAAUUGGUUUUGUGAUGUGUUGUGUUUGUAUGGUAGAAGUUUUUGUUUAGGGUCGAUUCAGGUCGGAUGUUAAAUCAAUGUUUAGUUUAUUAUGAGACUAAAUGCUCUAGAUUUGAAUGUUAAAGAACAACAAUGGCAUGUAAACCCUUUGCUAAUUAUUGAUUAAGGUGUUAAACUCAA
Messenger RNA from Malus domestica (apple), 800 nucleotides. Lineage: Eukaryota; Viridiplantae; Streptophyta; Magnoliopsida; Rosales; Rosaceae. The record is from RefSeq and is a predicted model, not a curated record.